Molecule: messenger RNA, 1488 nt
Organism: Anopheles cruzii
Lineage: Eukaryota; Metazoa; Arthropoda; Insecta; Diptera; Culicidae
Product: protein croquemort-like
Exons: 4
Coding region: 1-1488 (495 amino acids)
Cellular component (GO): membrane; cytoplasm
Molecular function (GO): scavenger receptor activity
Source: RefSeq, a predicted model, not a curated record
AUGGGCUGCUGUUGGCGACGCUGCUCCAACUCUUCCAAACCCUGGUGGGCUAUCGGUGGUCUGGUGGCCAUCUUUGCGACGGCUGGCUUUUUUGGCUUUGGACUACCAGCCAUCAUCGAUGCCGUGGCGUUGGCCGAGCUCCGGAUCAAGGCCGGUACCAGUGCGUACGGGCGGUUCUUCGACGAUCAUGCACAACGCUUUCUCGACAUCUAUGUGUUCAACUGGACGAACGCCGACGAGGUGCGCAAUCCGGACGUGCGCCCGCAUUUUGUGCAGCUUGGACCGUACGUGUUUUCUGAGCGCCGCCAGCGGGAAAACGUGUCAUUCGAUGACGACGGUGCGUCGGUUACGUUCAGUCAGAAGCGCGUUUGGCACCACAUUCCGGAGGUGUCGGGCGGCGACUACUUCAACGAUCUCGUGACGACGCUAAACCCGGUGCUAUCGACCAUCGGUAACUUGAUGGAAGGUGAGCCACUACAAUCGGUUUUGGAUAGCAUUAUCAUGCUUAACUCCUUGGGAGAGCUACUGUACCAGAACGUGCCGGUACACCAGAUGCUGUUCGAUGGGUAUCCGGAUGUCUUCCUUCAGCUGCAGGACAUGCUAUCAAUUCUGCCUCCAGGGUCCCUGCCGGAUCUCAACUUGCCCCCCGGGGAUCGUUUCGGGUGGUUUGUGGAGCGCAACGAUAGUUUCACCUUCGACGGUACCUUCCAGAUGGGAACGGGAGCGGAUGACCGCCGGUACACGGGUAUCUUGCACCAGUGGAACGGCCAGGAACGGGUUCCCCACUAUCGCGGACUGUGUGGGGAGGUGCGAGGAUCGGCUGGAGACGUGUGGCCUCCGUUGGGACGCGUCUUGGGUUUGGACAGCAUACGACCGGUCGCUCUUUUUCUACCGGAAGUCUGUAGGGCGAUCACGUUGCGUCCCAGUUCCCGCUACACGCUGGACGGUCUGGAUGGGGAGCUCUGGGUGGCGGAUGGCAGUAACUUCGAUAACGGUCACACGAUCACCGGGACGGAGUGCCAGUGUACGGCUGCGGAUUCGGACCAGUGUCCCGUCUAUGCCGCCGGUGUUCUGGAUGUGUCCUCGUGUCGAUUCGGCAUCCCACUGGUCAGCUAUCCGCAUUUCUAUCUAGCUGAUCCGAGCUACGCGGACGCUGUGACCGGACUGACUCCGGACCGAGCACUGCACGAGUACCGCCUGGCGUUACAUCCCUUCACGGGCAUCCCGAUGGCGGUCAGUGGCCGUUUGCAGUACAAUAUGCAUCUUCGCGACAACGGCUUCACGUUGUUCCACGGAAUGCCCGAUGUCGUUAUUCCUGCGUUCUGGGUCGAACAACGGAUGGUGCUGUCGGAAGACAUGGCCAAUAAGCUGAAGCUCAUGGACACCCUUCGCCAGUGGUCCGUCUACGUAGCCUACGGGAUCUGUGGCCUCGGAGCCAUUCUCUAUGCAUUAACUCUUUACGCCGUCAUUUUUGUAUGGAAAGAUUAG